This is a messenger RNA of Caenorhabditis sp. 36 PRJEB53466, 746 nucleotides long. NCBI's taxonomy places the organism in Eukaryota, Metazoa, Nematoda, Chromadorea, Rhabditida, Rhabditidae. The record is from the annotation of a GenBank genome assembly.
AUGGCUCAAGAGCAAUUCAACGAUCAUCUAGACGUCGUCCUCGCGGCUGGAUUUCUACUCGUCGUUGUCGACAAGACGGAGAAGAAACUUCAGGUGAGUCUAUCACAGCUCAACUGAUAGACUGUGAUCCGAUUACAGCUCGACGUCGCCGGUCCGGCGAACACCUCAUGCUUCCAGAGACAUUUCGUGGUCGACAUCCAGUUUCCGGACUUCAUCAAGGUAAGAGAAAACAGUCAUUCAAUUUUCAGACAGCUCUUUUUCAGGAUACUUUAGUCACGAAGAUCUGGCAUCCACUUAUCGACCCGAACACUGGCGAUAUCAAGUUCACCGGACAGUAAGUUUUUAGUCGGAUUCAUCCGUUUUUGGGGUGGCUUUAUAAUUAUGUCCUUUUUCCAGGUGGCAUUUUUGUGGCUUUAUAUUUAUGUCCAGGUGUGUUAUUUUCCAGAAAACUGCUCAGUUCUGGUCGGGUCAAUUUGCCGGAGGAUUGGAACCGAUGGAGGAGGACCUCGUCAAGAUCUUGGGAGGCGUCAUGCUGAUGGGCUUCGACAUGGUGAGUCGAGUUCCCGACUCUCAUUCCAGUUUAAACCGGAUACAUUUUUCAGGAGAAGGAAAUCAUUGCUCUGAGCAUGGCUCAGUGGAACUUCGACAGAGCCAUCGACAGCCGAACAAUAGAAGAAGGUCCCCGACCCGACCCGACGUCAUCUGUGUUUCCGCGUGUUCCCUUUCCCCAUCUCUAUCCUAUCUAG